AUGAGCAGAGAGAGUCUUGUCAAGGUAUCUCCACAUUUGGAGACAAAGGCUUUAUCUAUCUUGAAUGUGAAAAGCCCUCUAGAUUCCCCAGACUUUGACCCUACACAAUAUUUGAACAAACUCUUUCCUACCGAGCAAGCGCUUGCAUCCGUAGAUGGUGUAUUAGACAAACUUCAAGUCAAGAUAGAUGAGAUGAGUCAAGAAGCUGAACGACUGACAGAUACCCAAUUGAAUAAAGAUGCACUUGAGGGCAACAAAGAUUUAGAUAAAGCCAAAGAAGCCAUCAAAGAACUAUUUCAACAAAUCCAAGAUAUCAAAUCCAAAGCAGCACAAUCCGAGUCGAUGGUGCAAGAAAUCACACAAGAUGUAAAAUCGCUUGAUUAUGCAAAACGGCAUUUGACACACUCAGUGACAGUACUCAAACGGCUUCAAAUGUUGGUUACAGCCGUAGAUCAGUUGGAGACCAUGUCAAAAAACAAACAGUACAAGGAAAGCGCCCAAUUGCUGCAGGCAGUAAUUCAGUUAAUGCAACAUUUCAAGUCGUAUAAGAGUGUGCCUCAAAUCGCACAGUUAUCAGAUCGUAUCACAGCCCUGAAGAAGCAUCUAGAGACAUGUGUGAUUCGAGAAUUGGAGACUGGAUUCAAUCAAGGAGGACAGUUGGUGGGACAGCCAUGGCUACUGCAUGAUGCUUGUUUGGUAGCCGAUGUUUUGGGAGAGACAACAAAAGAGAGGAUUACCAAGCGAUACGUAGAUUUGGAGCUGGUGAAUUAUCGACAGAUAUUCAGGCCCAUGGAAGAAGUUUCUCAACUGGACAACGUGUCUCGCCGAUAUGCCUUUCUGAAGCGAAUCUUGAAGGUGUGUGAUGAUGAACAUGCAGAAAUAUUCCCUACCAGCUGGACAGUGAGUGCCAGAGUUUGUGAAAAAUUCUGUGAAUACACAAAAUCUGAUUUGGAUUUGGUCAUAAAGAACAAUCCUUGCGAUGUGAAGGAUCUACUAAAGGCAUUACAAUUGACAAUCGAAUUUGAAGGGCAACUCAACAAGAGAUAUGAAAAGCAUUUCAAGGAUGAAGACAAAAAAGAGCACAUGUUCAACUUUGAAAAGUCCAUAUCAGCAGCAUUUCAACCUUACUUGUACAUUUACAUCAAUGCUGAGGAUGCCACCAUCUCAUCUAUGAUUGACUCAUACGCACAAUCCGACAUGAAAGCAGACCAAGAGGACGAUGGUACGAUGGCUGUGCUUCCAUCCAGCACAGAUUUAUUUUAUUUCUACCGAGAGACACUUGUCCAAUGCUCCAGAUUCUCUACGGGAAAAGCACUGUUUGAUCUCUGUCAGCUCUUUGCCAAGCACCUCGACUCGUACUGCAACCAAAUCAUUUUGGGCGGAUUAGCAAAGAACGAAAAGAAGGCAGUGACCAUUGACCAUUUCCGAUUUGCCAGCUUAGCCUUGAACACGGCUGAUUACUGUUGCAUGACCACAUCGCAAUUGGAGGAGAAACUUAAGGAAAAAGUAGAUGCGGAUUACCAGGACAAGGUGGACUUACAAGGCGUCAAGGACAACUUUAUGCGAGCAAUCUCUACUUGCAUUGACGCCAUAGUCAAAAACCUGGAGGCAGCGUUUGAUGCACAAAUGGUGCAAAUGACACGCUUGUCGUGGGGCACUAUGGAUUCGGUGGGUGAUCAGUCUGAUUAUGUGAGUCAAAUGCUGGAUAUUAUCAAGAGAAAUGUCACUGUUUGUGGAAGAAUCAUUGCCAACAGACGCUACUUUAGAACACUCAGUGAUCGAUUUGCAGAGAUCUUUAUAACAAAGUACUUAGCGCAGAUAUUCAGAUGCAAACCUAUCUCAGAGAUUGGAGCUGAGCAGCUGCUGCUGGAUACACAUUCGAUCAAAACUCUCCUUAUGGAUAUUCCAUCCAUGGGACUAUCAGAUGGCCCAGUAUCCGUACCUACAUCAUAUAGCAGAAUUGUGAAUAAGGGCAUAUCCAAAGUAGAAGCCAUUCUCAAAACUGUCUUGUCGCCCACUGAACCACUCGAAGCCUACGUUGAAAACUACCUCCUUCUCGUGAGCGAUAAGAGUAUAGUCAACUUUACCAAACUAUUGGAACUGAAGGGUAUUCGCAAGCCAGAGCAGAAUCCUCUGAUAGACAUGUUCAACAGAAGAAUACCGCACCAUGACAACCUGGCAGAGAAUUCCAAUAUUUUGCCUCUCGAAGUGCUACAACAAACAGCGAGUGGAUCUUCGCUUGGGGGAGGAAGUGGGAGCGCAGGAGGAGGAGGAGCCAUCCCAAGCUCUAUUACCACGUCAUUAUCGACAAUAGCAUCUACAGCUGCUUCUAAUUUCAAUCAUACCAGUUCGCCUUUCCGAACAACUGCCAAUUCACCUAAUAGUGCCACUUCACCGACCUCCCUUGCUUCUCCUGCGACAGAAGGUACACGCGGUAGACUGAAUGAAAACUUUAGAAAACUUGUCAUGACAGGCAUGGCAUUUCGUAAAGACUUGCAAGAAAGAAGGGAUCAUCAGUCAUCGUCAUAA
Mucor velutinosus is the source of this 2529-nucleotide messenger RNA. RefSeq lists its product as uncharacterized. Gene Ontology annotation, cellular component: GARP complex. The record is from RefSeq and is a predicted model, not a curated record. Gene Ontology annotation, biological process: retrograde transport, endosome to Golgi. Bases 1 to 2529 code for a protein of 842 amino acids. The transcript has 10 exons. NCBI's taxonomy places the organism in Eukaryota, Fungi, Mucoromycota, Mucoromycetes, Mucorales, Mucoraceae.